CAUCAUCACGAAAGACGUCAUCAUCGAAUGGCUAUAUCGACUUGAAUGAAUUUAUACGUUCGAAAUGGCCAUACAAAAAUUCCAUGCUUGCCGCAAAAAAAAAAUUCCAUAGAACGAGCAAAAAAACAAAAUGAUGGAUCCAAUUGAUAAAAAAACAGCCAGUGGCGAUAAAGAUAACCGAAUAAUUCGUGAAGGUAAAGCUCAAAUACAUUGUCGAAAACAAGUGUUCUACAAUCAAGUUCAAGAAUUUAAUCGUGAUCUUAGUGUAUUAGCCGCUCAUACGUAUUUGAAAAAUGAACUUUGGAAAUCGUCAACAUCUUCGAAAAUUUUUGUCAAAGAUCGUGUUUGUAUUUUGGAUGCACUUUCAGCAAGCGGAUUACGAUCGAUAAGAUAUUCACUUGAAUGUAAACAAUGUCCAUUACCAAUAGAUAUUAUUGCCAAUGAUAUUUCGGAAGAGGCAAUCAAUAUAAUUGAAUCGAAUAUUGAAUUGAAUAAUGCCUAUAAUGUUAUAGUUACCAAUGAAGAUGCUAACAUGUUGAUGUAUAAGAAAAAAGCAUUAAACGAACGAAUCACUAUUAUUGAUCUUGAUCCUUAUGGUUGUCCAACAAAAUUUCUUGAUUCAGCCAUACAGAAUAUUGUCGAUGGUGGUUUAUUGAUGGUCACUUCUACCGAUAUGGCCGUACUAUGUGGUAAUCAUGGUAAUGCAUGUUUCGCUAAAUAUGGUUCAUAUCCAUUACGGGCAAAAUUUUGUCAUGAAAUGGCAUUACGUAUUAUUUGUGCAUCGGUCAAUUCAAAUGCAGCACGUUAUGGUCGACAUGCUAUUCCAUUGCUUUCGUUAAGUGUAGAUUUUUAUUGCCGCAUAUUUUUCCGUGUAUUCACAUCAAAAAAUGAAGCUCAACGUUCGAUGACAAAAAUGGCAUACGUUUAUCUAUGUAAAGGUUGUGAAUCAUUUCAACUUCAACCACUAUGUGAGAUAAAAGAUGGUAAUGAAAAAAAUCUUGUUCCAGCAACGGUUAAAUGUGAUAAAACCUGUGGCAUAUGUGGUCAUUCUUAUCGUAUUGGUGGUCCAAUUUGGUCAGCAUCGAUUCAUGAUAAAGAUUUUGUUCAUAAUCUUCAGAAUGAAUUGGAAGCUUUACGAGAAUCUGAUUCGAAUCAUUUCGGUACCUAUCGUCGUAUGGAAGGAAUGUUACAAUUAGUGGCUGAAGAACUUGAUGAUUGUCCACUUUAUUAUCAUUUAGAUCGUCUUUGUUCGAUUGUUUGCUGUCAAGUAUCUUCAAUGAAAUUAUUUCGUUCAAUAUUGAUUAAUGGUGGUUAUCGAUUUUCAUUGUCACAUGCAUACAAAAAUUCAAUGAAAACCGAUGCACCAAACGAAUUCAUAUGGGCAAUGAUACAACAUUUGGUGAAAAAAUCCAAAGAAUCCACUAGCAACAAUAGUAAACGUCAAUCACAUAUACAGAAUAUUUUGGAUAAAAAUUUUGAUUAUAAAAUCAAUGAUACAUUAAUCAAAGAAGAACCAUUAUCAAAAUCAAAAAAUCUAUUACGAUACCAGUGGAAUCCAGAACAAUAUUGGGGACCAAAAUCCAAACCAACAACCAAAAGAACAAACAAUAAUGAUGAAAUCUGUACAAAUAAAUCAAUGAAAACUGUUUGAAAAAAAGAAUUGAACAACAACAACAACAAAUUCAAAAAUUUUUUAUUAUUCUGAACGGAAGAUCAUUGUGUAUGUCAACAAAC
This is a messenger RNA of Dermatophagoides farinae (American house dust mite), 1734 nucleotides long. RefSeq names its product tRNA (guanine(26)-N(2))-dimethyltransferase-like. Gene Ontology annotation, molecular function: tRNA (guanine) methyltransferase activity; RNA binding. The record is from RefSeq and is a predicted model, not a curated record. Gene Ontology annotation, biological process: tRNA N2-guanine methylation. Lineage: Eukaryota; Metazoa; Arthropoda; Arachnida; Sarcoptiformes; Pyroglyphidae. Gene Ontology annotation, cellular component: nucleus.